Lachancea fermentati is the source of this 912-nucleotide messenger RNA. The record is from the annotation of a GenBank genome assembly. NCBI's taxonomy places the organism in Eukaryota, Fungi, Ascomycota, Saccharomycetes, Saccharomycetales, Saccharomycetaceae.
AUGUCUGAGGAAAUACCAACUCCCCAAUUGAUCGAUGACUUGGACGCUCCACAUGAUUCAUCUAGGGUAGUAAAAGAUUUACUAGCGGGGACGGCUGGAGGAAUUGCACAAGUUCUGGUUGGGCAGCCAUUUGAUACUACAAAGGUUCGUUUACAGACUUCUUCAACACCCACUACAGUAGCCGAAGUGGUGGGAAAGCUGAUAAAAAAUGAAGGUCCGGCUGGCUUUUACAAGGGAACGCUGACUCCGCUGGUUGGAGUUGGGGCUUGCGUCUCUAUUCAAUUUGGGGUCAAUGAAGCAAUGAAGAGAUAUUUUCACUCAAAGAACAGCAAUGACACCACUCCGCUGACACUUUCUCAAUACUAUACUUGUGGUUUUGUAGGAGGAAUUUCCAACGCAUUUUUGGCAUCGCCUAUUGAACAUGUUAGAAUUCGUCUGCAAACUCAAACCGGGUCGGGCUCUUCUGCUGAAUACACUGGCCCCUUAGACUGUAUCAGAAAGUUGAGAGCAGGAGGGGGACUUAUGCGAGGCUUGAUGCCCACCAUGCUGAGAGAAUCCAAUGGAUGUGGAGUGUACUUUCUGACCUACGAAGCCUUGAUAGCUAAUCAAAACUACCAUGGAGUAGCGAGAGGGGAUAUUCCUACGUGGAAGCUGUGUCUUUACGGAGCUUUGUCUGGGACAGCGCUGUGGAUCAUGAUUUAUCCGAUUGACGUUGUCAAGUCCGUGAUGCAAACUGAUAGCCUGAAAUCCCCCGCCAACGGCAAAAACAUGUUCGAAGCCGCUAAGUCAAUAUAUCUUAAACAUGGAAUUUCUGCAUUCUUUAAGGGAUUUGCCCCUACCAUGCUUAGAGCGGCUCCGGCAAACGGAGCCACUUUUGCAACCUUCGAGUUGGCGAUGCGUCUGUUGGGUUGA